Messenger RNA from Aspergillus ibericus CBS 121593, 1297 nucleotides. RefSeq names its product Fe-binding Fe/S cluster assembly protein ISA1 (gene isa1). Gene Ontology annotation, molecular function: 2 iron, 2 sulfur cluster binding. The record is from RefSeq and is a predicted model, not a curated record. Gene Ontology annotation, biological process: iron-sulfur cluster assembly. Bases 156 to 896 code for a protein of 246 amino acids. Gene Ontology annotation, cellular component: cytoplasm; mitochondrion. The transcript is spliced from 2 exons. Lineage: Eukaryota; Fungi; Ascomycota; Eurotiomycetes; Eurotiales; Aspergillaceae.
ACUCAACUUCCGACCUCCCAGCAAUCUUCAUCCUCACAUCGUUUCUUCUCAUUCAGCGACCACACGACGCUUAGAUUGCAUGAGACUUCACCUUCUCACUGCCUCUACUACUGCAUAGAGCAUCGCUAUCAUCAUCUACCUCACAUCACACCAAUAUGUCGCUUUGCAAAGCUACCAUGCCGUCUCCGGUGACAUCAUCCGCCACGAUUCUCGGCUGGCUCAGACAGUCGUCCACCAGACGUUCCGCGCAGACCUGUCGCCUGUUCUCCUCAUACGGAAAUGCUCAUCGGUCCUCGAAGCGUGACAUGCAGACUGCCACGGCCUAUCGUCCACACUCGCUGCCCACCUCCUUCCCGCCGCCCCGGAGCACCGGCACCGACUCCAUCGCCGCAGACUUCCCCUCCUUCCGCGAGAUGUCCCAACCUCAGUUGCCUGGCCAGGAGGGCCUUUCCAACCUGACUCUCAGAGAAAGGGAAGCCCAAAAGUCCAAGCCUGUUGAGACCACCUCCACCGCCCCAUCCACCACCACCGCCAAACCCACCGAGAAGCCCCGUCGGAAGCUGCGUGCCAGAAAGGCUGCCAUGAAGGUGACACCCGUGGCGAUCGAGCAGCUUCGCAAGCUCCUAUCGCAGCCCGACCCCAAGCUGAUCCGAGUCGGUGUGAAGAACCGUGGCUGCUCCGGGCUCGCCUACCACCUGGAGUACGUGGAAAAGCCGGGCACCUUCGACGAGGUGGUGGAACAGGACGGCGUCAAGGUCCUGAUCGACAGCAAGGCUCUGUUCAGCAUCAUCGGCAGCGAGAUGGACUGGCAGGAAGACAAGCUGAGCAGGAGAUUCGUCUUCCGCAACCCCAAUAUUAAGGAACAAUGCGGAUGCGGCGAAUCCUUCAUGGUAUAAUCGGUCGACCGGAUCGAUGUUAAUGUGUUUUUCAUAUUAUACGGAUUACGUGGGUUUUCGCGUUUGUGCAUUGGCCGGCGUUUGGUGGGCGGUUCCUGGAUUCGGAUCAUCCUUUUUUACAUUGCUGGACAUACAUUAUUGAUUCCCGGGCAAGGCCCACUACUGUGCAAUACAUUAUUUGUUACUUGUUUAAUUGGUGAUGGAUGAAGACUGAUUCUGUGGGGGUUAUGGACAGACGGGACAAGAAACAUGUCCCAACUGCCAGCGACACUGGCUCUCCUAUCACCCAGGACCAGAAAAUAUCCAAUAACCAGAUCACCUCUUCUCAAGCGCCUAACUUCCCCCCUCAACCCCAAACAGUACCUAGCAACCAAAACAACCAAAACAUAACAUAACACAAG